UGACGCUGCACGUAGGCAACCCAUGAUUGCAGACUCAACACGCAUCCUCACACCACUGACCUGGGCUAAGCUGUGUCCUGCAUGUGUGUGCAUGUGUGUGUGUGCAUGCGUGAGCGGGAGUGUGAGUGAUCCCCAGAAACCAGCAGCGGGAUGGAGGAUCUCAAGGAGAAUCUGGGAACUUUGGAUUGACGCCCGGGGAUAACGCGCGGACGGCCUGAACCUCAUCGGGUUUCACUUGGAUUUAUAUAUUUGGAUGUUGUCUGUUUCCCCCUUUUCCCUUUUUCAUCUAGGCAGUGGGAAUUUACACUUGGCUUACAACUAUUAUUUCUGGCGUGCAAAAUGCCAUUUGCCAAAAGGAUUGUGGAGCCGCAGCUUCUGUGCAGGCACCAGAUCCCAAACGAUGAAGCUCUGCUUUUCGAGGACCUGUGUACCAUCAGUAACGUGGUUCUGUCCCGGACCUUGCGACAGCUGUCCGACCUGGCCCGGCACGCCUGCUCCUUAUUUCAGGAGCUGGAAAACGACAUCAUUAGCACCAACCAGCGGGUCUGGGUCCUCCAGAACAAAAUAGGCCAGAUACAGCAGACUGCCAGUGCCCUAGACCCUAAAAAGGAGGCAGUGCCGGUGUCAAACCUGGACAUAGAGAGCAAGCUGUUGCUUCACUAUCAGGCUCCAUGGCACCAGCAACACAACGUGUUUCAUCCUUGUACCCGACCACCAUGCCUGGAGGAGCUGCACAGAAGCGCUCAGCUCAAUCUCAGAGCCCUGCACAGAGACGAACAACAGCGCCCCCGGUCCACGAGUCGGGAGAGAAACAGGGUGACCAUCUCUAUCUCAGUGGCGCCCCCUAUGCCCACCUUCCCCUCACCACACAGCAUCCGCCGACAACAGAGGAGUCGCCUGGCACGAGCGCAAGAGAGAGCAGAGAGGGAGCGCGAGUUAGACUAUCAACCCAGGAAGGAGAGGACAGUGAGAGAAACAGAGAUCCAGACCGUACAGAGAAAAGAGAGGCCCGGGAGGGAAGCAGAUGUUCAGACGAUCCAAAGAAAGUUUGAGUGCUUUUACUCACUUCCCCCUAUUGAAGGUUGCAUCUUUAUUCCAUGGAAUAGAAAGGCUACUUCGACAGGGGAAGGUGAAGGUGGUGAGGUCCUGGUAGGCCACAGACCCAAGGCCUCAGCCCCCAACGCCCCAUCGACCCAGGACAAACAGACAAACUGGUCCAAGCAAAACCUCCCACCAUCAGAUCAGAAGUCAACUGCCGAUUCUCACUCCGUCUCCUCCUGCAUCAUCCCCAUCAACGUCACAGGAGUUGGGUUUGACAGGGAAGCAAGUGCUCGUUGCUCUCUAGUCCAUUCCCAGUCGGUUCUUCAGAGGAGAAGGAAGCUGAGGAGGAGGAAGACUAUCACAGGAAUACCCAAAAGAGUACAACAGGACAUGGACUCAGAUGAAUCACCCGUAGCAAGAGAGCGCACUGUGAUUGUCCAUGCCAACUCGCACCAACUCUCUCUCUGUCAGGAAGACCUCUUAAUCAGUGGUCACCUCCAUCACACUCGUGACUCUGGCUGCCAAACAGAUGAUUUCCUUAUACCAUGUACAGCUGCUCCCUCCAGAAGACGCAUCAGAGCCCAACGUGGCCAUCAGGGAAUCCCUGCCUCUCUCUCCCAUUCAACAGGCAACAUUUCUUCCCUGGGUGACCAGUCAGAUUCCACAUACACCAGUGCUGCAGGCCAUGGUGGACGGUUGCGUUCUCGUAGCCUUCCUCGAGAGGGUGGACGUCUGAUGGACAGUGAUGAGGAUGACGAUGACAAUUAUGAUGAUGACGAUGAAGACGAGGAUUUGUCACCAUAUGAAGCAGAGGACUUCAUUCCACCUGGUCCUAGUCCCAGAAUGAAGAUGAUGAUGAUGAAAGAUGAAGAAGAGAGCACAGAUGACCAGGCAGCGCCUGAGCCACUGCAACUUGGAAGCCUGAAAAGGUUGCAGCGAUCUGGGGAUAGAGACAGAGGAGGUGGUGGAGGAGGGAACCCAGAGCACAGCUGGAUGGAGAGGGGCCGUUCUCGCUUGCCCCGCAAGGCUGAUAUGGGCAGCUGUGAGAUCUCAUCGAGUUCAGAUACUUUUAGCAGCCCUAUUCACUCUGUUUCUACAACAGGAGUCCUAGGCAGCCAUGUGGACCACAAGGAGGACCACCAGUCAUCAAGUGGGAACUGGAGUGGUUCCAGCUCCACAUGCCCCUCUCAGACAUCUGAAACCAUCCCCCCGCCUUCUUCUCCACCCCUGACAGGCUCCUCCCACUGCGACUCAGAGCUGUCACUCAACACUGUGCCCAAUGCCAUUGAUGAGGGAUUCUCUCUGGAUCCCUCAUACCACUCAGACCUUAGACCUCAGGGCCAGGGCCACAGGUCAAGCUCGUUCACAUCCUCAGCAACAGACCAGCUGGACGAUGCAGGGGUCAGUACAGCCAGUGAGGGGGAGUGGACAUACCCUCCAGAUCAAGACCAGACUGAUCCAGAUCAUGACCCUGAACAAACCCAAAAUCUAAACCAGAGCCAUGGGUUAGCGCAGGAGUACAGCUCCAAACAAGGUCUACAAGACCAACCCUGUUUUGGUGACAAGACCAGCAACACUGAAAAAGAGGCUAGCUCUUAUUACCCAUCUGAUACAGAGGGUUUCUACUCCUCUAAUCUGCAUUUUGGAGAGUGUAAUCAGAGUUACAGAGGAUACAUGUAUAACUAUGCAGACCCAGGGCAUGACUAUGGCCAAUCCAACACUGUGGCAGCACCACUAUCACAUGGAGUUUACUCCCAGCCCUCAGCUGACUUCAGAGCAGGUACUAUGACCCUGGGAAGGACCUGUCGUCCGCUAAGGAAACCAAAAGUCAAACCUCCACCACCCAAACGGACCUCCUCACUGAAAAACACCUGUAGUGGAGUUGAUGUUGGAACAGACACACAGGCAGAUCAGGAUUCACCAAAGAUGGUUAGUGAACAAGAGCUUACCUUGUCUUCCACAGAUAUGAAGCUGGAACUGGAGCUAGAGCUUGGAGGUGCUCCAGAACCAUUACAGACAUCCUGUCUAGUGGCAGAGCCUUUGGGAACUUGGGGAAGGGGACUGGGUGAAACCGUGGACAUAGUAGAGCCCAUGUCCUUCAGCUCUGCAGAUACACACUCGUUUAAGGAUGAAGGCGCUGUGCAAUCUGACUAUGCAGACCUGUGGCUUCACAACACUGAGCUUAAAUCCAACAAUGGUGAGUACAUGUCUAUGUCCAACUCAAGCACAGCUACAGGCACUACCGUCAUGGAGUGUAUCAAGUCACCAGACAGCUCUUCCUCCUCCUCAGAAACACAAACCCAGGUCCUUGUCCAGGCUUCAGAGACCAGGGCAACAACUUCACCUCUCCCACCUGGAGACUUCAAACUUGGGUCACCUGAAAAGCUGGCUGGCCUGGCUUCCCCAUCAAGUGGCUAUUCCAGCCAAUCAGAGACUCCAACAUCAACCUUGCCCUCAUCUUCGGCAGCAUUCUUCCCAGGACCACUGUCUCCCUCAACUGGCAAGCGAAAGCCUAAAGUGCCCGAGAGGAAAUCUUCUCUUUCUUCCUUGCAGCACUUCCCUAGAGAUGGAGCUUCCAUUUCCUCUGGCUAUAAAAGAGACCCAGACUUCCCACCUCCACCUUCUCAACUUGAUCUCAAUGUUCUUCAUGGUGGUUAUGUCAGACACACGCUAUCCCACCGAACACACCACAUGCACACGCUCCACCACAGCAAACACAGAGUUGCAAAUGUUUUAGCCACUGGAACAAAGUUGUUGGCCCCUGAGGCAUCAAAUGCCAACCCACCUCCAAGCUCAAACUCUGCUCUAAUAAUUCCCAGCUCCAAUCUAUUGGUGAUAACUCCAUCUGCUCUUCGUUCAGUGCAGCUCCAUCCUAUUAGCCAAUCUAGAGACCGUGCUACAUCUGCAGACCAGGAAACAGCAAGUUGUGGAGAGACCGCUACAAGACCCAAAUGUCCUCCUAGUGGUUCUACUCUGGCUCCACCCCCUAUUAACACAAGGCCUCUCCCUCCUCGCAGACCACCUCCAAGACCCCCAGCUCAUGACCACACUUCCUCCCCUGAACACUUACAACCCCCUCUUCCUGGCCGCCAUCCUGAUGGGCCUCCAUCCUAUGAAAGCCUGCUACUCAGACAGGAUCGCUAUGGUCUAGGAACUUUCUGGGCUAUGACGGCUUUCAGGACCCGGGUGGACCCAUCAUCAGAACUCUUAGAGGACAGCUCACCUCUGCAUCGCCCCGUGCCACGUGCCCCCCACCCUUCGCCUGUGGAUCUACACACACAUAUCCACUCACACACAGAGUUCAGAGGGCUCACACAUUCUGCUCAUGCACACCCUGAGUUUAGGGUUUUGGGGGAGCGCUCGUUCUCCCAGGAAGAUGAUGAUGAUGAAGAUGAGGAGGAGGAAGAGGAAGAGCAAGUGAAAGAGCCACCAAGGGCUGCAUGUUCCAGAGGAGGCAUGCGAUUGGACCACCCUCCUCCCCCAGCAUAUGAAUUUGCUGGGGUAUCCCAUUCAGACUCAGGGCCCUGGGCUAGUCCAGUCAAAGUGCCUGGUACCACAAUGGAGACAUCGCAUCCUUACCUAAUCAGCGAUGCAAGGAGAGGAUAUGAAGAGCAGGAAGAAGAGGAGGAAGUGACAUCAGGUGCUACCAGAAGUGCCCAUCAGCAGCAGCCACAGGAGAGCAAAGAUGACUCCACCACUCCCGACACUGAGGAUUACUUCAGUAAAGGGAUGUUUUGUGCGGCAGAUUCUACGCCCAGUGACAAUUCGCUCUCCCCUCUGAUGGAUGACACCAAAGUGGAUGAUGACAUUAUCAUCACAUCACCCAACAAGACCCGUACAACUGAGGACCUGUUUGCCAUGAUACACAGAUCAAAGAGAAAGGUCCUGGGCCGUAAAGAUUCAGGAGACUUAAAUGCAAAGUCUCGUCUCUGCCCUGCAGCACCUGUGACCCCUGUCUCCACUGUCAUUAUCCCACCAGCUCCUCCUCUCAUCAUCCCAGCCCCCUUAGCCACUGCUGCCGGUUCACAACGAGCCCCUGUGCCAAUCUACCGCAGCGCCAAGAAAUCCAGUACAUCCAACGAGGAGUUUAAACUCCUGUUGCUGAAGAAAGGUAGCAGGUCUGAUUCCAGCUACCGCAUGUCCGCUACAGAGAUUCUGAAGAGCCCUAUCACCCCUAAAACCCCAGGGGACCCCCUUCAGGAAGGGGCCAUUAGACAGGCUGAGGAGCUAUCCUCUACACUCCAAGAACCCCACAUUUCUGGCCUUGACCCAAUCCAGAUACCAGGCCUUUUUCCCAGAGCCAACUCUGAGAGUUUCACCCCCAAAACCAUGCCUAUGUCAGCUGCAUCUCGACAGGGACGUUCUCGGAUCCCCCCUGUAGCCAACAGCAGUCGCUACAGCACACGCAGCCGCCUCUACACGGCCCCCAUGCAAGCCAUUUCUGAAGGGGAGACAGAGAACUCAGAUGGGAGCCCCCAUGAUGAUAGAUCAUCCUAAACCCACCUGAUGAGCGAUUUCUAUUGUUAUGUGUCAUACAUUUGAAAUUGGCUCAUCUACUUUUCUAAUCUUGGAUAGGUGUGUCAUCAAGGCCAUUAGUGGAGUUAUUGUGACCUACAAAAUCUGACCGUUUUGCACCCAGUUUUGGAUCUACUAUUCUAUUUAAGGGUGUCAGAGUGUUGUGAGAUACUGAAUGAUAAAGGGAUUAUGAAAACUUUGAGGAUAUAUGUACCUAAAUAAUCAAAAGAAUAGCUCACUCAUAUUUAAAAGAGGCAGACUUAAGACCUAUUUUGAUCAAUGUCUUUUUUU
This is a messenger RNA of Etheostoma spectabile (orangethroat darter), 5847 nucleotides long. RefSeq names its product Nance-Horan syndrome b (congenital cataracts and dental anomalies) (gene nhsb). The transcript has 13 exons. The record is from RefSeq and is a predicted model, not a curated record. Gene Ontology annotation, biological process: cell differentiation; lens development in camera-type eye. Lineage: Eukaryota; Metazoa; Chordata; Actinopteri; Perciformes; Percidae. Bases 340 to 5538 code for a protein of 1732 amino acids.